Messenger RNA from Rhagoletis pomonella (apple maggot), 1936 nucleotides. Its product is annotated as opsin Rh6. The record is from RefSeq and is a predicted model, not a curated record. Gene Ontology annotation, cellular component: membrane. The transcript is spliced from 3 exons. NCBI's taxonomy places the organism in Eukaryota, Metazoa, Arthropoda, Insecta, Diptera, Tephritidae. Gene Ontology annotation, biological process: G protein-coupled receptor signaling pathway; phototransduction; visual perception. Bases 218 to 1354 code for a protein of 378 amino acids. Gene Ontology annotation, molecular function: G protein-coupled receptor activity.
GUAUCGGUACAACAAGCGUUCGCGCCAACGACAACAAAUCGUUGCUUUUAGCUAUGGAAGCGUCAAAAUAAAUUCUAGUUGUUUUACAAAAAAAAAUUUCAAAAUCAAUUUCUUCAAAAACUGUGCAACCAACUCCCCCAACGCGACACCGUUGCUUAGCCGCAUUCGUGUGCAGCCAAAGCCUAAAAAUCAACGACUCCGCAAAACCGCCUAAGCCAUGGAUUUGACAAAUGCUUUAUCGACGCUAACGCUGCCACAGCCAGCGGGCUUCCAGUAUUUACGCGAUGGCCGCAACAUCAGUCUGGCCGAGAGUGUACCCGCUGAUAUUUUCCACAUGGUCGAUCCCUACUGGUACAAAUGGCAACCCAUGGAGCAGAUUUGGUUCCACAUAAUUGGCUUCAUUAUAACCAUUUUGGGUGUGAUGUCACUGUCGGGCAAUUUCAUUGUCAUGUACAUAUUCACCUCGACGCGUUCGCUGCGCACACCAUCGAAUAUAUUCGUGGUGAAUUUGGCCUUUUCCGAUUUCAUGAUGAUGUUCACCAUGUUCCCGCCCGUCGUUUUGAACGGUUUCUAUGGCACUUGGAUAAUGGGACCGCUGCUGUGUGAGUUGUACGGUUUGGCGGGUUCGCUUUUCGGCUGCGUGUCGAUUUGGUCAAUGACGUUGAUCGCCUACGAUCGGUAUUGUGUGAUUGUUAAGGGUUUGUCGCGCAAGCCGCUCACCACAACGGUGGCUGUGAUACGUUUGGUAUUUGUGUGGUGUAUUUGCGGCACAUGGGCCAUACUGCCGAUGGUCGGCUGGAAUCGUUAUGUACCUGAGGGAAAUAUGACCGCUUGCGGCACAGACUACUUUGCUAAGGACUGGUAUAAUCGUUCGUAUAUUAUUGUGUACUCGUUGUGGGUGUACGCUACGCCAUUGACGACCAUUAUCUUCUCCUAUUAUCACAUUAUGAAGGCUGUUUAUGCUCACGAGAAAGCCAUGCGCGAUCAAGCGAAGAAAAUGAAUGUAGCUUCAUUGCGCAACAGCGAGGCGGACAAAGGUAAAUCGAUCGAAAUCAAAUUGGCGAAGGUGGCGCUUGUGACAAUAUCGUUGUGGUUCCUCGCCUGGACUCCAUAUACCAUCAUCAAUUAUGCGGGUGUUUUCGGUUCGAUGAAUCUCUCACCGCUAAGCACCAUUUGCGGUUCGGUGUUUGCAAAGGCGAAUUCCGUUUGCAAUCCAAUUGUCUAUGGACUCAGUCAUCCCAAGUACCGAGAAGUGUUACGCGAGAAGAUUCCCUGCCUUGCCUGUGGCAAAGACGAUGUGGCCUCCGAAGUGCGCACACAAGCGACAGCCGAGAUCAGCGAAUCGGCAGCUUAGGCGUGUGCGAAACGAGUGUGGAACCGAAAGUACAAUAAUGAUUAGUUAUUUCGAAACGCUGCAACUGGACACAAUGAUCAGGACGAUGCAACUACGACGACUUUGUUAGACCCAUUAGGACCCAUGCGUAUAGUUUAGUUUAGAUACGCUUGGGCCUGGCAUGGAUAACGAAUGAAAUGAACAAAUUAACAACCAGACGAACUAAAGAAAAAGUCUAACAACAACGAGAAAAAUAACAUGUGCAACGAGAAUCAAAUCGAAAAAAAAGAAAUUAACAAAAAAAUCGCAAAAAAAUGCAAGUUAUGUAGAAGAGAUUUUUGGCGGAGCAUCAAGUGUACAAAAUACUUCAAAGUUUUACCUAAAAAAAAAAAAACAAGAAUUUAAGCUACCGAUUUUUCAGCAUAUUUUUCUACUUAAACUUUGUACACUUCCCUCUUCGCUAACAUUUCUCUUAACCUGCUAAAUGUUUACUCAAGUAAUUCCUCUCUCUCUUCAACGUUUUAUUUAUGCAACUUAUUGUAAUAUUUAUUUAAAGGAGCUGCAACUAAAAAAUCUAAAAAAAAAAAAUGGAAUCAAAAUAAA